AUGGCAAGUUCAUCAUCUGAAUCGUUCCCGAACGUGGAGGAGGCACAUAUACCCAUUGGGUCACCACAAAGUCCGACGAUAACAGCUCCCCCGUUCCAAGAGCAGCCUCCCAAACUCAAGGGCAGACAGAGGCUCCUAGCUGGCCUGCAUCGCAUAUCGUCUUCGCCUUCCAUUCCGCGACUCAGUUCGAGGGACCGAGCACGGACUUACGAUGGCACUGGCAAAGCAUCUAUAUCAUGCAUAUCGCUCAACUCUGCAUCGUCUAACGGCCUCUCUUUUGGAUCAUCCCUGACACGAGAGUACUCCGCUGGGUAUGGCACGCCUCCUACUUCCGGGGUGUCAACACUGGGCAUUCAGAUCCCAGCGUUCGACGAGAAGGCCAGACUUCGCUAUGUGUCGGGCUUGAAUGGUAAGCAGUCUAUUGGUCUGCCCACAGACAUCAGGUCUACUCCGAGGAUUGGGUUGACACCACGAAUCUCCAAAGAGGGCCAUGAAGACUACUUCUCGCGGCCAGCAACGCAAGUCAAGCCGAAGCCAGCGCGACCAGACUUUAAUUUUUGGCGCGAUGUGCCAUUUGAGUUGAGGAUGGAGGUUUUGUCAUACAUGCAGCCACGAGAGGUCAUCCGCUGCUCGGUUGUCUCAAAAGCAUGGCACAAGAUGUGUUUCGAUGGGCAGCUGUGGGCUAUCCUGGACACUUCGGACUUCUACCAAGAUAUACCGGGUCCAAUGCUGGUCAGAAUCAUAUGUUCGGCUGGCAACUUCGUUCGCGACCUCAACUUACGUGGUUGUGUUCAGCUUCGCGAAUACUGGAACACGAAAGAUGGUCUGACAGAUGCUUGCAAGAAUCUGGAAAACUUCUCCCUCGAAGGCUGUCGCAUCGACCGGAACUCGAUACACAACUUUUUGCACAAUGGCAGCAGGCUUGUGCACAUCAAUCUCUCGGGUCUGGCUGGCGCCUCCGAUGCUGGCAUGAAGAUCAUUUCUGAGAGAUGUCCCCAGCUCGAGGUCCUCAAUGUUUCUUGGUGCAACAAUGUCACAACCAAGGGCCUUAAGAAGGUCAUCAAGGGUUGUCUCAAGCUCAAAGAUCUGCGCGCCGGCGAAAUCCGAGGAUGGGAUGAUCUGGAUAUCAUGCAUGAGAUGUUCAAGCAGAACAACCUCGAGCGCCUGGUGUUGAUGAACUGCGACACCCUGACGGAUGAAUCACUGGCUGUUCUCAUCGAGGGCAUCGACAGUGAAAUCGACUGCAUCUCCGGCAGACCCAUCGUGCCACCGAGGACAUUCAAGCACCUGGACCUUACAAGGUGUCGUAAUAUCUCGGACCAGGGAUUGCGCUCCCUAGUAGACAAUAUUCCGUGCAUCGAAGGCCUGCAGCUGUCGAAACUGAACGGUGUUCUGGACGCGACACUCACAGAUCUCCUACCGACAACACCCCUGCUUACACAUCUUGACCUGGAGGAGCUGGAGGAUCUCAGCAACACGGUCCUGCAAGCUCUCGCCAACUCUCCUUGCGCCAAGAGCUUGCGACACCUCAGCGUGUCCUACUGCGAGAAUAUGGGCGACGCAGGCAUGCUUCCUAUCCUCAGGACGUGCACAAACCUUCGCUCACUUGAGAUGGACAACACCCGCAUCGGAAAUCUUGUGCUAGCUGAGGCAACGGCCAUGGUGCGGCAACGUACGCCUCGUGCCACCUUCCCAGGGGUUUCUAUGCUACCGGCGAAGCCUCUCUUCAAGCCCAGCAUAGGAUUAAAGCUCGUGGCCUAUGACUGCCAAAACGUGACUUGGACCGGUGUCCGCGAAGUCCUUUCCAGGAACUCCGACAUGAUGAUCUCUCGACACACGCACGCCGUGCCUGCUCUAGACGUGUCCACAAGUACCUCAGCGAGCUCCUCAGUAGAGAAUCUCUCGCUCAAACCAAAGAUCCAUAUCAGUCAGACGUCGUCAUUCCCGACCGAAAUAAUCCAGCUCAAGUGCUUCUACACGUUCCAGCCGACAGUCGAAGAGCACACGAAGCGAGUGUUGCGAGGGGACUUCGUGUCUGCCAAGAGGCUGGAGCGCAAGUGGGCUUCCUACAUGAUCGCGCAAGAGGAAGCGGGUGCCAUGGGAGCAGGCCAGAGGCGUCGGCGAAGGAGGGCGCGAGAUGCGCAGCUGCAGCAUGCCGAUGAAGAAGAGGACGACAAUGGCCAAGCGAGUACUGGUGUCGGCGCCACGCGUCGCAGACGUGCGAGGAGCGGUGGAUGUACGGUGAUGUGA
Molecule: messenger RNA, 2250 nt
Organism: Fulvia fulva
Lineage: Eukaryota; Fungi; Ascomycota; Dothideomycetes; Mycosphaerellales; Mycosphaerellaceae
Product: F-box/LRR-repeat protein 2
Exons: 1
Coding region: 1-2250 (749 amino acids)
Biological process (GO): SCF-dependent proteasomal ubiquitin-dependent protein catabolic process
Cellular component (GO): SCF ubiquitin ligase complex
Molecular function (GO): protein binding
Source: RefSeq, a predicted model, not a curated record